GUGUGUCUGUGGGCCACUAAAAUCAGCACCAUGAAGAUCCUGGUCUUGGUAUUGAUUUGUCUACACCUCUCAGAAGGUGUGGAAAGAAUCAUUCUGAAGAAAGGCAAGUCCAUCCGCCAGGUAAUGGAAGAGCGGGGUGUAUUAGAGACAUUCCUGAAGAACCACCCAAAGGUUGAUCCAGCCGCCAAGUAUCUUUACAGUAAUGAUGCUGUUGCUUAUGAACCUUUCACCAAUUACCUGAAUUCCUACUACUUUGGAGAGAUCAGCAUUGGGACACCGCCACAAAAUUUCCUGGUCCUCUUUGACACAGGCUCCUCCAACCUGUGGGUGCCCUCCACCUACUGCCAGAGCCAGGCCUGCUCCAGUCACAACAGGUUCAACCCCAGCAGUUCCUCUACCUACAGAAACAAUGGGCAAACCUAUACACUGUAUUAUGGAAGUGGCAGCCUGACUGUGCUCCUGGGAUAUGACACUGUUAAUGUUCAGAACAUCGUCAUCAAUAACCAGCUAUUUGGUCUGAGUGAGAUUGAGCCCAGCAAUCCCUUCUAUUAUGCAAACUUUGAUGGUAUUCUGGGAAUGGCCUACCCCAACCUGGCAGUGGGGAAUGCCCAAACAGUCAUGCAGAGCAUGGUGCAGCAAGGCCAGCUCACCCAGCCCAUCUUCAGUUUCUACUUCUCUCGCCAACCAACCUAUAAGUAUGGUGGGGAGCUCAUCUUGGGAGGUGUGGACUCCCAAUUUUAUUCUGGUGAGAUCGUCUGGACUCCUGUCACCCGGGAAAUGUACUGGCAGAUUGCCAUCGAUGAGUUUCUCAUUGGUACCCAGGCCACUGGCUUGUGCUUCCAAGGCUGCCAGGCCGUUGUGGAUACAGGGACCUAUGUGCUAGCUGUUCCCCAGCAGUUCAUGAGCUCCUUCCUGCAGGCAACCAGAGCCCAGGAGGCUCAGAAUGGUGAUUAUGUGGUCAACUGCAGCUCCCUACAGAGCAUGCCCACCAUUACCUUCGUCAUCAGCGGGACCCAAUUACCUCUGCCUCCCUCUGCCUAUGUCUUCAACAAUAAUGGCUACUGCACGCUUGGGAUUGAGGCCACUUACCUGCCCUCCCCCACUGGGCAGCCCCUGUGGAUUCUGGGAGAUGUUUUCCUCAAGGAAUAUUACACUGUCUACGACAUUGGGAACAACAGGAUGGGUUUUGCUGUCUCUAAGUAGACUAGCAAGAGGCAGCUGUCUCCAACCUCCCAGCAGAACUCUGGGAUUGCCCUACUGUUUCUCUGGGCUGACAGCAGCAUUUUAGACUAGUCUGAUCCCUCUGUGCACUAGAAUCUUACUUCCUGCAACUAAUAAAUCAAGAAUCUCCAAA
Messenger RNA from Callorhinus ursinus (northern fur seal), 1354 nucleotides. Lineage: Eukaryota; Metazoa; Chordata; Mammalia; Carnivora; Otariidae. The record is from RefSeq and is a predicted model, not a curated record.